Tricharina praecox is the source of this 2239-nucleotide messenger RNA. RefSeq lists its product as uncharacterized. The transcript has 4 exons. The record is from RefSeq and is a predicted model, not a curated record. Lineage: Eukaryota; Fungi; Ascomycota; Pezizomycetes; Pezizales; Pyronemataceae. The coding region runs from base 248 to 2146 and encodes 632 amino acids.
GAGAUUCAGGGAUUCGUUGCAAAGCGGCAAAGUGGUGAGUUCGGCCAUGACUUUACUGUUCCUAUGCAUGUAGGACACCUCUUCCCAACUCAACCCAGCCGCUCGGUUCGUGCGGGGGAACGCUGCCAGCCCAAGUUACCAUCAUGCACCUUCAUCCAAUGAGAGGGCAGCACCCCAAUCACAUAAGCGUAGGUUGGUUGCAAGGGCUUGAGCCGCAGUCGUGUCCUCUGCACUUCUCCUUACGACGAUGGUUACCGGUAUCGAAGCGGCGGGGCUAGCUCUUGCGGUGUUUCCCCUAAUCCUCAAAGGCCUGAAAGUUUACCUGGAUGGCGCACAAAUGAUCCAGGACUUGGCGGGUUGGAGGAGUGUCCUCAAGCGACUCGUCAGGGAACUGGAUGUCGAAUGCAUUUGCUUCGAAGAUGUUUGCAGCAAGCUUCUCGAGGGAAUCGCAUCAUCGAGGGACGCGACGGAACCCAUGAAUGGAAACGCCUGGGAUGACCCCGAUUUGCAACGCAAGCUCCGGGAGCGGUUAGGUUCUGAGGCUACCGCAAGGUUCACAGAACUGAUGAAGGAGCUGCAUCAGCUGCUUAAGGAACUUAGGGACGAGCUUGGGAUUCACGACGAGUCUGUGGAACCCAACCGCCAGACCUGGGGCCGUAUGAAGGUUGUGCUUCGAAAGGAAGACGCGCUGAACGACAUCUCCAGAACGCUCCGGCUUCUCGAGCGAUUGGCACAAUGCAGAACAAACUCGGUCACGAAACCACCCCGACAGAAUACAAAGAUCUACAGCCGCUUCCGAAAGAACGCGAUCGACCUGUAUGAUACGCUGUUGAAAACUUUUCGCGCUCAGCAAACCUGCCGUUGCUCAGCACCGCACAAUGCAAAUUUACGACUAGAAAGAAUACCAAACCAGAAGUCAACUACUCCGAGCCCGCGAUUCAGUGUGCUCUUGUCGUUUGACGUCUGUUCGGACAUGCAAUCCGAAUUGCUGUUGGCAUGGCGUGAAUUCGAAUUUCGGCCUCUCGGCGAUCGCAACGGCCUGGAAACAGCCUGCAAAGACACCGAGAUACGUCCCAUUACUCCAGUCAGACGCACUGCGACCCCCACUCCGGCGCCGGCUAUAGUGAAGCCGGUGGAAAGACGGCGAGAUAUCAUUUUCGAAGGCUUAAAAAUUUACCUCCGGUCGAUCUUCAGAGGUAGAAGUAGCCCACGGACACCGAUUCGAGAUAAAAAGAUAAGGAAAGCCGUUUCUUUCGACCGAGACGUCUCCGCAGUACCGCGGGGCACAAGCAGUUUACCAACGGUCAAGACCCAGGGUGAACAGGCAAAGAAAGCCGUUUCGUUCGCCAUAGAGACUUUGCCAAAAGCGACGAUCCAAGCCCCACCGAAUGCACGAGAGAUAACCGACCUUUGUGCACUCAUCGCGAGCGCCGAAGGUAACUCGCCCGACCUAGGAGUACUCGCUUCCGAUAAGAGCUGGAUUAUCCGGACGAGCCCGACGUCCUGCGAAGGCUACACGGCCGAGUUUGUCUCACUCGAUCAACUCUUACAAAGAGAAGAUCUCGACCGCGGUGAUCGAUUAAGACUCGGCGUAGAAUUGGCGUUCUCGCUGAUGCAUUUGCACACCACAGACUGGCUGGAUGAGAGCUGGGGGGCGUGCGAUAUUCUUUUUCCUCAGAAGGCCACCCGGGCGCGGGGCGUUUCCGGUGAAGAGAUCAUGAUCCUAGGGGCGGUUUUGAGAAAACCUGUAGUUCGGCGAAGUUUCCACCCUGAUCGGCAUUAUCGGCAAAAAUCGAAAGCGACGGCAGAAGUUUCCAUCUUGACGAGCAACCAGAGCCUAUUCUCGCUCGGCGUUGUCUUGAUUGAGCUCUGGUUCGGAAAACGACUUCAAAACCUUUUCAAGCCCCAAGAUGCAGUUUCCGACAAUAAGUAUGUCAACGACUUGGUCUCAACUUUUCAACUCGUUGCGGUCGUAGAAGAGGAGGCUGGAGAGAUAUAUGGAGGUGCUGUGAGGCGUUGUAUCCGUGGCCUGGAUAGCGCGGUUAAAUCCUUGGACAAUGAUGAAUUCAAGAGCAAAGUUGACACGGAGGUGGUAUCAGAAUUGGAACGCAAUUGGAAUGCGUAUGCAGUCAGUCUGGAGGAGUAAAUAUCGUAAUGCGUACUCUGUUGUUGUCUUUAUUCUCAAGCUCAAGUAAUUUCAUAAUUUCUGUUGAAUUAAUGUCCUCGCCGCAGUUCAGAG